AUGCGCUGCCCCGAACUUCCACUGGGUUUGUUUAUCCCGACCACCACUCCAUUGGGGGAUGUGUGGCACGCGACCAAUCAAAGCGGUGGGUGGAACGUCACGCCCCGGUCGUCCAACAACGUUCCCUUCUCCAUGAGCCUUGUUCUGGCUUAUAAGCUUGCCUCCAUCAACCCUAGCGCCUUCGAAGCAGGAAAAAGCAUCCUGGACGCAGUUCCCUACGACUACUCCCACUCCCCCAACACCGGCGAGCCGUUUUCCUGCCGAGUCUGGGUGAAGGAUGCUCUGGCUGAGCUCCACAAGAACCCAAUAUUCAUGCUUACGCGGGAAUUUUCUUUGAUUAAAAGCGAGUUAGUCGACCGAGCCAAUUUCCCCAAGGAUGAGGUAAAGGGAGGUACAGGCAAUGCCGAGGUUGAGAACUAUGGAAUGAAUUGA
Molecule: messenger RNA, 432 nt
Organism: Penicillium samsonianum
Lineage: Eukaryota; Fungi; Ascomycota; Eurotiomycetes; Eurotiales; Aspergillaceae
Exons: 1
Coding region: 1-432 (143 amino acids)
Source: RefSeq, a predicted model, not a curated record